Messenger RNA from Anopheles bellator, 2487 nucleotides. RefSeq names its product gastrula zinc finger protein XlCGF49.1-like. The record is from RefSeq and is a predicted model, not a curated record. Gene Ontology annotation, biological process: regulation of transcription by RNA polymerase II. Gene Ontology annotation, molecular function: DNA-binding transcription factor activity; RNA polymerase II cis-regulatory region sequence-specific DNA binding. Lineage: Eukaryota; Metazoa; Arthropoda; Insecta; Diptera; Culicidae. The transcript is spliced from 6 exons. The coding region runs from base 525 to 1277 and encodes 250 amino acids. Gene Ontology annotation, cellular component: nucleus.
CAGGCUGCGCGUGUGCUGUGUUUUCGUGUGUCCUGUUUGUUUCCGGUAGGAUAAUCGUGACGGACGGAGCGUAGGACAAUGAGCCGUGCUCGUCGUCAGGGAAUAACGCUGGCAAAGAUGUGUUAAGUUGUACAACACGAGCCCCAGUUCGGUGAUCGUGGUCCGCGGUGCAUGCGGUGCACGCGGUGCAUUCAUCGUGCGUCCUUGCGUGGUUCCGUGGGGCGGUCACACUGCAAAGGGGGCCCGCUUCCCAAUGGUUUCGUCCGUGUAGUUUCGGCGUUUUCGUCCGGCGAUCCAUCGCGCAUCGGAUCGCUUCUCCGAGGUGACCGUGAUAGCAAUACAACAAGCAGCAUGACCGUUCGCUGAACGUGAUAACGAACGGACGAAAAAGCUAUGAUGGCUGUGAUAGUACGUUAACACAGGGAAGGAAGCAAAGCAUCAAUAUUACGAACCUCAGAACGGGGAAUCGUGGAACAUCGCAACGUGUAUCCGAUCUGCGCCACCUCGCGAACACACACGGCCCAAUGUCACAGGCAGUGGAGAGCGCCGGCAGCGAGAAGAUUCCCAACUGCUCGAAACCGUUCGAGUGCUCUGAAUGCAACAAACUGUUCCGCCAGCUCAGUACGCUGACCAACCACAUGAAGAUCCACACCGGCGAGAAGCCUUACAAGUGCACUAUUUGUGCGAAGGAGUUCCGCCAAACGACCACGCUGUCCAAUCACCUGAAGAUUCACACCGGUGAAAAGCCGUUCAAUUGCAACUUCUGUGGCAAACAGUUCCGGCAGCUGAGCACCUUGUCGAACCACCAGAAGAUCCACACCGGCGAGAAGCCGUUCGAGUGCUCGGUGUGCGGCAAACAGUUCCGCCAGUCCAGCACGCUCAACAGUCAUAUCAGGAUCCACUCGGAUGAUAAGUUUUGCAUAAAACCCUUCAAAUGCAGCAUCUGUCCCAAGGAAUUUCGUCAGACGACGACACUCUCGAAUCACAUUAAAAUUCACACAGGUGAAAAGCCGUACGCCUGCACGUACUGCGGCAAAAUGUUCCGCCAGACGGGAACGCUUUCCAAUCAUCUGAAAAUUCACACCGGCGAAAAACCGUUCGAAUGCUCGGUGUGCGGCAAACAGUUCCGCCAGUCCAGUACCUUGAACAGCCACAUACGUAUCCAUGCGGACGAUAAAUAUUGUAAACCUUCGAGCCCCCCAACCAUUAGCACAACGGUCACCGGUGGACUCAACAUAAAGGUUGAGGACAUCAAACCAUUUUACGCGCUGAUCUAAACCGGGUGGAUGGUAAAAUACAAUCAGUGUCGUCGUCGCCGGGACCCGUGAAUUCAUCUUCAGUCUCUUCUUCACCCGUGUUGAUCAAGUUCAGCUGUCACCGCGCGAUCGUGCGGCGGGAAGAAGACCGUCGCCGACCGUAGACCGAGCGGCAGAUACGGGAGCUUACCGUUUAAUAAAUUGUUGCAAUUUAAGUUAUAAUAACUUUAUCGGUCCACUGCGCCCCGCAUCGCGCAAACCGCAACCGUGCAACCGGUCGCGAAAGUCCGGCUUUUCUCGAUCGUCGCGAAACACGAGAUCGGUAGGAGGCGCCUGCGUGCGAGCUGCGAGACGGUUCUUCUUCUGCGACGAUAUUCGCCUGCAGGUUUUAGCCAAACCACCAUUUGGGGCGUUGGGGAGUUGACUUUGUUUUAUAUAUUUGUUUUGUAAAGGUAGGAAAGAGAGCAAUUUCAUAAUUUAUUACCGUUAAUAUCCGUGUCGAUUGCCGAUCGGCGUUCGGUGUGUAGAGCUUUUGGCGAGGCUCCGCUCGAGCUUGAUUCAUGUUAUUUAUUUUUGAUUACUAAAAUUGACGUCUUGUUUUGCCACGGCCUCUCUGGCGCGGCUUUUGCGCAAAGCGCACGCGGAAUCGCGGAGCACUAUAAACACAACGCGCAAGAUGGAGCUUACUUGGAACGAGUAAAUGGUAUUGCAAAGUGCACAGAACCGGGCGCGCGAUCCUCCUAUAACUGUGCUGUAGUUUCUUAUUCAUCCGUUAGCGUAAAUGUGAAUGUAGGGAUCUUGUAGGGGGCUCGAUGUUGCGACUGGCCAGCCCAGCAAAUGUGUACAGGAAGGUAGAAUAAAUGAAAGGAAAGUGAUCGAUCGGUGAGGGUCGAUCUGUGACUGAUAACGAAUGAAAGUCCGCGCUAUGCGUCUCUUUGUCGAACUGGUACCGGAACGCAGUAACCUUUGGUCCCUGUCAUGUACUUUAGCUGUCAAACUUUCGAUAUGAUACGAGGUAAACCUACUUCAAUGGACGAUACCGACAAUGUGGCCGAAGUCUAUGUAAAACUAACCCAAAACCACAUCGGAGUGCAGGCGAAAGGAUGUUCCGUUACAGGGCCAUAGCUAACCGAUACAGGUGCGUGCGGUAUAAAUUGUGUAAUUACACGACAAACGGCAAAUGAGUUAUGUAGCAAACUGAUGUGAUGCACAGAAUCAUUAUGUAAUAAAA